AGCCUUUAUUUCUCAGUUUCUCUUCAAACUGGCUAUUCAUUGGCGUCAAAGGAACCCUCUGCAGGAUAGCGUCAUACAGCUAUUUUGUUGAGAAGUUUAUCAAGUGGCUGUCUCCUGUCUCUAUAGAGCCAAUAAGAAAGCUUCGCUUCUUUUUUAUCCUAUUUCUUUUAUGGAUAAGUUUUUCUAUCUUUCUAGUACUGUUUAGGCUUAGGUUUCUUAUAAUUUCAGUUUGGAUCCCAGCUUUUAUUCGUUGAUCUUUUGCAGGAAGGUGCACAUAUUGUUUCCUUGCCUGCUUACUUAAUUAAAUACAAAAGAUGCCAAGGGCAAAGGCAAAGUCUGCAGCAGCACCUAAGGUGGAUCUUGAAAAGCUAGCUGAACCUAAAAAGUUGAAUGAUUCUGAUGAGAGGGUGGAUCUUGAUGGAGAUACUGAUAAUGAGGAGGUUGUAGAUGAAGAAAGUGAGUAUGAAGAAGUAGAGGAAGUGGAAGAAAUAGAAGUAGAGGAAGAGGAGGAAGUGGAAGAAAUAGAAGAAGAGGAAGAUGUAGAGGAGGAGGAGGAGGAGGAGGAAAUGGAAGAAGAAGAAGAAGAGGAGGAGGAUGGGUCAGAUCUUCCUAGUGAGGCUGAUGCUGAAAAGAGCCUCAUCGGUGGUAACAGAAAGGUUGAUCAUGAAGAUGAGUGUAACAAGCAUGCUCAACUUCUUGCCCUGCCUCCUCAUGGCUCUGAAGUAUAUAUUGGUGGCAUUCCUCAAGAUGCUUCUGAGGAAAAUUUGAGAGGCUUUAGUGAAUCUGUAGGAGAAGUCACAGAGGUUAAGAUAAUGAAAGGAAAAGAAGCGGGUAACAACAAGGGCUUCGCUUUUGUAACUUUUCGAAGUGUUGAAUUAGCAGCUAAAGCAAUUGAGAAGCUGAAUAAUUCUGAAUUCAUGGGGAGAAAAAUAAAAUGUUCGAAAUCUCAAGCAAAGCAUCGAUUAUUCAUUGGUAAUGUUCCUAGGAACUGGGGAGAUGCAGACAUAAAGAAGGCUGUGACUCAGGUUGGGCCUGGAGUUACUUCUGUGGAACUGGUCAAGGAUAUGAAGAAUCGAAACAAUAGCCGUGGCUUUGCCUUUAUAGAUUAUUAUAAUCAUGCAUGUGCCGAGUAUUCAAGGCAGAAGAUGAUGAAUUCAGAGUUCAAGCUAGAUGAUAAUGCUCCAACUGUGAGCUGGGCUGACCCUAAAAAUGCCGAUUCUUCACCAGCUUCGCAGGUGAAGGCAGUGUAUGUGAAGAAUUUGCCGAUUGACACAACCCAAGAUAUGAUGAGGAAACUAUUUGAACACCAUGGGAAGAUCAUAAAAGUGGUCCUGCUACCAGCAAAUACCGGACACGGAAAGAAUAGAAUUGGUUUUGUGCACUUUGCCGAGAGGUCCAGUGCUCUGAAAGCACUAAAAAACACCGAGAAAUAUGAAAUAGAUGGCCAACUACUGCAGUGUUCUCUUGCUAAACCACAGGCGGAACAAAAGUCUGUGGGAGGGUCAAAUUCUCAGAAGUCUGGUUUGCUUCCCAGUCAUCCAUCUCGUGCUGGUUACGGUUUGCUUGGGGGUGCCUAUGGUGCUCUAGGGGCUGGUUAUGGUGCUGCAGCCUUUGCUCAGGUACUAUGGUGGUGCCGGUGUUUGUCGAAGCAUAUGUGGUGGUGGUCUGUUUGUGGUACUGGUGUGGUGUCGUUGCUUGUCGAAGUAUAGUGGUGGUGGUGGUGAUACUAUCAUCGUGGUGGUGGUGGUGGUAUUGUUGUGGUUCUGGUGUUUGUCGAAGUGUAGCGGUGGUGGUGAUACUGUUGUGGUGGUCGCCAUCUUCUGUUCUUCGCCGCUGUCUGUUAUUCGUCGUGGUGGUUGCCGGAGUAGUGGUGGUGGUGUUGGCUGUUGUGGUGGGCCGCUGUUUGUAGUGGUGGUGAGGCACAGUCAAGACCAGGGUUCGCUGAAACCCUAAUAAACGAAUGAAGAAUACAAGGUCCAGACCCUUGUUCGGACCCGAUCCUGAUCCAGCCUAAUUAAAUCGGGUCCAACCCCCUGGUUCAGCCUAGACCGAAUCAAUCCCGGUUCGGUCCCUGUUCAUCGGUCAAGUGAGUGUUUGUAGUCCAGUUCAGAUAGUUCUGCACCAGUUCAUAUCGGUUCAGUCAGUUUUCACCCCGGUUCAUCGGUCCAGCAUGCCUAAUCAGUUCGGUUUAGUGAUUCAGCGAGCUAAACCAGCCCGGUUCAGUGGUCCAGUUGGCUUAGCCUGUCCAGUUCAGCAGUGUAACUCUUCUGGUUCAACCUAUUCUCUUCCAGCAGCUUGUUUUCCUGCCCGAUUCAGUGGUUCAGAGGGCUUAGCUUGUUCGGUUCAGCAGUGUAACUCUUCCAGCAGCCUGUUUUUAGGCUUAGCUUGUUCGGUUCAGUAGUGUAACACUUCCGGCAACCUUUUUUUCUUCUGGAUUAUUCUAGCAGCCUGUUUUUCUUAUGGAACCCAAGCAAGAUUCUAGGGCACUUACUCUAUCUUUGCCUCUUCCUACUAUUAUCAAUGGUCCCAUGACCUCUGUUAAACUCAAUGGGACCAAUUAUACGUUAUGGUCCUGGUCUGUUCAAAUCUUUCUUCGAGGCAAAGGAUUUAAAAAAUAUUUGGUGGAUCCUAAACCCAAGGAAGAUAGUCUUGGU
Molecule: messenger RNA, 2654 nt
Organism: Ilex paraguariensis (yerba mate)
Lineage: Eukaryota; Viridiplantae; Streptophyta; Magnoliopsida; Aquifoliales; Aquifoliaceae
Source: the annotation of a GenBank genome assembly